CCGAAACACAGUCUGCUCAUGUUCCGCGGGAAAAUUUUUGAGUGGGGUUUUGGUACCCCAAAAUCCUACAGAAUGGAUCGGAACCCAGCUCAAUGUUCAAUCUCAUGGGAGUUUGAUAGUAAGGGAAUGAGCAAGUGUCGUUUGGAUCAAAUAGAGCUAUGGACUCAAAAUUAUCCAAAUCUACACGGCGGUUACCAAGUGACAACAAACAAUUGUCAUUACUUUGUCAACAGAUUGAUGGAACACUUGAAAACCAACUGUGUAACUGUUUAA
Messenger RNA from Paramuricea clavata, 273 nucleotides. The record is from the annotation of a GenBank genome assembly. NCBI's taxonomy places the organism in Eukaryota, Metazoa, Cnidaria, Anthozoa, Malacalcyonacea, Plexauridae.